Molecule: messenger RNA, 814 nt
Organism: Gloeophyllum trabeum ATCC 11539
Lineage: Eukaryota; Fungi; Basidiomycota; Agaricomycetes; Gloeophyllales; Gloeophyllaceae
Exons: 9
Coding region: 19-690 (223 amino acids)
Source: RefSeq, a predicted model, not a curated record
AUCGUUGUGUACACUGUCAUGAUAUUCGCCAUAUGGAAUAUUCCAACCGUACGGAACCUCAUAAACCCACUCAAACUGUUCACCAUUGGCUGGCACGAGCUAUGUCACAUAAUAGUGGCGAUCAUGACAGGGGGGACUAUACUCAAAGUCACGAUUGACCCAAACGUCGGAGGGUGCACCAUCGUCGAGGGAGGGCAUCCGCCGAGCAUCCUGGCAGCAGGAUACAUAGGCUCGGCAGUAUUUGGCGGUAUAUUCAUUAUGGCUGGGUUUGAUACCUUAGUCUCAAAAAUCUUGAGCUUCGUCAUUGGGAUUGGGCUCAUAUGCCCUUUGGUCCUUGUCAGGGACAAAUUGACUUUGAUCUUGACUGUACUAUACGAAGGCCUGCUAAUUGGCUUCUGGUUCAUCGACCACGCGGACGCUCUCCGUUGGUAUUGCUUGUUCAUCGGAGUGAUGAACGCCUUCUAUGUGGUCUGGGACAUUGCAGACGACAAGUUCUUCCGAAAAGCUAACGACUCAGACUGCACGCAAUUCUCAUAUAUGUAUCCAAAGAUCUCCGCCCAUGUUUGGGCGGCUAUAUGGAUUCUGUUCGACUGUGGUGUCCUGAUAGGGUUCAUCUUCGCCGGCAUUACAUCCUUCAGGAUGACUGGUGACGAAAUGUUGUAUCAAGCAGCCCAAUUCCUUCCGACAUGAUAUACGACGCAAUUGGCUAACAACUGUACACAACCUUGUCUCGUCGCAUUGCUUUCGAUAUCCACAUUCAUCUACGAACCUGCUGCAUCUAUAACUUAAUGCUUGCAUACCGGGUUGUACUACG